Messenger RNA from Drosophila ficusphila, 7785 nucleotides. RefSeq lists its product as uncharacterized. The record is from RefSeq and is a predicted model, not a curated record. Bases 1652 to 5482 code for a protein of 1276 amino acids. Lineage: Eukaryota; Metazoa; Arthropoda; Insecta; Diptera; Drosophilidae. The transcript is spliced from 6 exons.
AUGUUUUCCGUGAACGUGUAGUACUAUAUUGAUGACCGCUGCUGUAAAUUUUUUGGUUUGUGCUGAUGCUUUAUAUGUGUGAGAAUAAAGUCGUGUGGCCAGUGUGUGUGGGUGUAGGCAAGGGUAAGAAAGCCAAAGAAAAGGCAAAAGGAGUAGGGCAAGAACUGAAUUAAGAGGGGCAACAAGAAAGGAAACAGAAGUAAGGUUUUUGUGCAACUCAACCCAAAAAAUUAACUUUUCAAUAUUGCGCGCCUUUCGCUCGUUAGCCAACACUGCCCGCAGAAUGCAACCCUGACUGAACUCACUUACACACACAUAGAAACUCAUAGACCCAGGGAGGCAAAAAUUCACACACUAGCAAAUGUUUUUUGUUAUUAUUGAACAGUAAAGAACAGCGCAAAAAACGAGCUUACGAAUGUGAAAAACAAAGCGGUUGUGUGAAAAACAGCAACAAGAAAAGGCAUGUGGAAAGCAAAAGAAAAUUACUCGCGGGGGAGCAAUAUCGGCUGAGAAAGAAGCAGAAGCAAAAGCAGAGAAGGAGUGUAAGAAGAAGCAGCGCAGCCGCUAAUUGUCGCGUCGUUCGUUGUUGUUGCUGCUUUGCAAAAAACCGAAAAGUAAUAGCAAAAAUAAAUAGCAAAUAAAAAUAAUACAAUACAAAAUAUUAAGUUAUUAACAAAUUGAAGAGCAGCAGAAACUACAGAAACGAGCAAGAAGCAGCGGUAAAGGAAAAGGCAAAAAGGAGAACAACCGAAAAGGUCAAAAAAUUUAGUAAUUAAAUUGCACAAAAAUCGAGAGAUGAGAGCAAAUCAAUAAUAAUAAUAACAAAAGGAAAAGAGGCAAGGAGAAGAGGAGCAAAAGUAACGGCAGCUGCAUGUGUGUGUUUUUCUGUGGAUGUGUGUAAAACAAACAAAAAGAGAGUAAUUUUUUUAAUAAAAAUGUGGAAAUCAAGCAAGGAAACAACAAAAGCUAAAACAACAACAACAAAAGCAGCAGCUAGGAGCAGCGCAGUCAGCAGCGACGUCGACGCCAGCGUCGCCGCAUGGAAAGCACAAAAAACCGCAUGACAAGGAAAUGGAAAAUUUUUGUGCAGCCCGAAAAACCAAAUGUGAACAUAAAAGAAAGGCAAAAAGCAAGGCGUUGAGCGAAAGAAAAACAAAACAAAAACAUCAAAAAUUGAAUGUGCGUGUGUUUUCCAAUCUAAAAGGAUCAUAAUAAUAAUAAUAACUGGCAAAAGAAAAAGGCAGCGGCUUUCAAAAACCAAGAAGAAAAGAGAGUGGGAAAAAUAAAAGGAAAAGGAAGAAUACAAAGAGUAACUAUCAAAUAAAGCACAGAAAGAAAUUAUUGUGGAGGAGCAAAACGCUAUAUAAAAAUAUACAACAAAUAUUCUGAUGCAAAUCGGCUUCAAAGUAAGAGCAGCCGCCAAAAAUUAAAAAAAACCUUAAGAAGAAAUAGCCGCCUUUAAAUAUUUCAGCAACUGAAUGGACAAGCGGAAAGGAAUUUUAAAAUUAUAAACAGCAUCUUCGGUAACUAAACCACGCUAAAAUAUAUACAACAAACAGCUAAGGAUCUCGCGAAAGCAGCCGACGCAUCCUGAGCAGUUGAAAAUAAAAAAAUCGUUAAAAUACAUAAAAAAUAAUAUUAUAUCGCUGCCAUGGCCAGCAGCGCGACAAACGUCGACGGCGGCAGCGGGACGUCGGCGGCGCUGCCAUCGCUCUUCCCCGCCGUCGGCGCCGCUGCCGGCGUAAAGGAUAUGGACGGACUGAUUGCCAUUAACGAUAGCGCCCUAUCGCAACAGAUCGAAUUUAUACUGCAGGAUGCUCCCAUGGAGCAGGACGAUGAUCCUCACCAGCAUUCGCAUUCGCAUGUGCACCACCACCACCAUGCUGCGCACCAUCAUCCCCACUCGCAUUCGCAUCAGCAGCAGCAUCUCCAUCAGCAGCAGCAGCAGCAGCAACACCAUCCGCAUCAUCAUCUGAAGCUGGAGAACAGCAGCAACAACCACCCACCGACAGCAGCAGCAGCAGCAGCCGCGGUAGCAGCAGCAACAACUGCGACAACAGCAGUAACAUCAACCAACAACAGCGCUUCCUUUAGCACCAGCAGCAACGCGAACAGCAACAGCAACAAUCACCUGGACGGCCAGCAACAAUUGCUCAUCCAACAGCAACAGCAGCAGCAUCAUCUUUUGAACGGACGCCGCAUAAUCAUCCAGGCAACGGGCAGCUCCGCAGUUUUGGCCGCCAGCGAUAUCAAAGAGGAGGACGAAGAGGAGGAGGAUCCGGAGCUAAACGAUGAGAAUCUGCAGGAUAUCGAGGAGGAGGCUCAGGCGGCGGAGGCAGACGAGGAGCCCGAGAGCACCACACAGCACCUGGCCGCGCAGGUCAAGCUGGAGCUGGAAGAGGAUGAGGAGAUGCCCGAGGAUGAGGAGGAGGAGGACGAGGACGAUGAUGAGGAGCAGCAGCAGCACGGGCAGCUGGAGUACCAAAUAGGUUCGGCAACGCCAGCGGGUGGAGCGACAGUCAGCGGCGCUGGUGGUGCUGGUGGAUCGACAGCAGGAGCAGGAGCGGCAGGAGCCCAGCAGUUGGUUCAACUGCCCGCCGGGAGCAUUGUGAGCACCACCACCCACCGAUUGUCGGUGCCCGUGACCGAGGCGGCUCUCGUGCAGCUGCAGCGUCGGCCCGUUUACAUAAGCAACGCCGUGGGAGGCCUGACCGCCGGCACAACCUAUGUACGAAUGCCGGCGGCGGCGGUCAUCAGCCGCAGUCCCAUGACGGUGCUGAAUGUGGUGCAACAGGCGCUGCCGGCCACUCAGUUGAUCCUGCAGACCCAACAGCAACAGACGCCGGCAACGACAGCCGCCGAGCAGCAGUUGGCCUUGGCCUUGGAGCAGCAGAGGCAACAGCAGGAGCAGCAGGCCCAGCAACAACGCCAGCAGCAGCAACAGCAACAAGAGCAACAACGGCAGCAGCAGCAGCAACAACAAGAACAGCAAAGGCAGCAGCAACAGCAGGCGCAGCAGCAGCAAACCCAUCCAGUUAAGCAUUCAGCAUCAAGUUCUUCCUCAAACAGCAAUAGCAACACAAACUCCACCACCAACAACAACAACAGCAGUAACAGCGGCAGCAGCAGCAGCAACAGCAACAACAAUCCGCCGGCGGCAACCGUGACCACCAGUUACCAGUGCGUGGAGUGUGUGGAGAAGUUCGACUCGAAGGAACUGUUCGACAUCCAUCGCAGCGGUCAUGCCAACAACAUGAAGUGCGCCAUUUGCAACAUGGUGCUGAAGUCGCUGAAGAACUACGAGAAGCACUGCCUGCGCUGCAAGCCGUACGAGUGCCAGAUUUGCGGACGAGUCGUUCGCUUCCGGCCGAACUUCAUCAAGCACAUGCGCGUGCACACGGGGCAGCAGUCGGAGCGGCACAAGUACAAGUGCGAGGUGUGCCACAAGGAGUUCAUGAGCUUCGAGUACUUCAAGGUGCACAAGAAGAUCCACAACGAGAACGUCAACCUGACCUGCGAGAUCUGCGGCAAGGUGUUCAGUGCGUUGGCAUCGCUGCGCGGACAUUCGAAACUCCAUUCGGGCGUCAAGCUGCACAAAUGUGACGUAUGCGGCAAGGGCUUCGGACAGCGCUACAACCUGAAGAUCCACGCCAGAACGCACACGGGCGACUUUCCGUUCGAGUGCAAGAUCUGCAAGAAGAAGCUGCACACGCAGUCCUCGCUGCAGACGCACAUGCAGGUCCACCUGAGGGAUCAGCCGGGAGCGGCGGCGGCGGCGGCGUCUGCAUCGGGGCCCACCUCCUCGAAGGCCAGCAACAGCAGCAAUUCGAGCAACAGCAGCAACUCGAGCAGCAGCAACUCCAGCAGCAACGGCGGAGCAGCAGCCGCAGCAGCAGCUUCGACAGCAACGACGACGAUCGUUAAGCUGGAACCGCCGCACGAGCUGGACAGACCCGGCACAAGUAGCAAUCAGCUGCAGCAGCAGCAGCAGCACCUCCACCUCCAGAGCCAGCACCAAAUGGAGCUGGACGAGCAGUCGGGACUUAGCGGGGAUGAGGAGGAGGGCGGCGGCGUCGGUUUGAACUCCUCCUCGCACAUUGUGAACGCAACCACCAAUCGCUUGACCACCGGCGAGGACUCAUCGGAGUCCUCGAAUGCCUCGCUACACCUGAACCAGCACUCCUCCACCUCAUCCUCGCCAGCCUCGCAGCACCAGCUGUCGCAGUCGCAGCAGCAGCAGCAGCAGGUGCAACAGCAAUAUCUCGUUUCGGCGCCCACGCGAACCAUCGUCAUUAAGAACUACAUGCAGCAGCAGGGAUCCCAGCAGCAGCAACAGCAGCAACAGACCUCCGAUCCAACGCCCGUGCUGCAUGCCCAGGUCAUCCAGAGCGGUGCAGGCACCAGCAACGGCAACGGCAACACCUCCACCACCAACAGCAGCGGCGGCGGCAGCGGCAGCAACAUUGUGUCCACCAACAGCAGCGGCAAUCUGAGCAACGGCUCGCAGUUGAUAAGGAAGACCCCGAUCAUUCAUCACUCCACCGGGAGCGGCGGCAGCAGCGGUGGUUCUGCGCUGGCCAGUGUGUUGCGGCAGACAGGUGUUGUUUCGCCCGCUCAAUCGCCAUCGUCGUCGUCGACCUCUUCCACCUCAUCAACGGUGCUGGUGUCCAAGGCCAACGAUGUGCCCCUGUCCAUAGCUUCCUCAUCGAUCAUACGCAGCACGAGGAACCACCAACAGCAGCAGCAGCAGCAGCAGCAACAAGCCCAACAACAGCAACAGCAGCAGCGAGUGACGCAGCGCAACAACCACCGAAACCACCACCGACGUCGUCAUCUGGCGGACAUGGAUGACGAUGAGGACGAGGACGAGGAUCAGCAGCAACAGCAGCAGCAGCAGGCGCAGCAGCAGCAACAUCAUCAGCAUCAUCACAACCACCAUCAUCACCACCAUAACCAUCACAACCAUCACUUCGAUGACGAUGAUGACGAUGAGAAGUCAUCACCGUCCCUGGCCACAGCGGCCAUUAUCAAGGUGGAACCGAAUCUGUAUUCCUCGGGCUCCGGCGACAAUUCCAACGAUAUGUUCAUCAAGGAGGAGGUGAUGUUCGAGGACUCGGCCGCUUUGCAUUCCCCACAAUCGCCGCCCAGCUCAAAAUUCCGCAUCUCGAACUUUGAUAGUGACUUGGUGGAUCAUCACGUGAACUUGAAUCACUCGCUGCCGCCGUAUGGCAAUCUGUUUGAACCGCACUCGAUACCGGAUAGUAUACCGGUGCAAUUGUAUCCGGACGACGACGAUGACUUCCGGUUGGAUCAUAGUUCGCUGGGUGGACUGCACAACACAACGUCGUCGUCGACCACCGAUGGGGAUUUCAUCAAGAAGGAAUGGGUCUACGGCACCGGCACCAGUUCCUAUGCCAUGAACGGCAAGUUCGAUGAUGACAGCGAUGCGCUGUGCGACGCGGCCAACUUCAUCUACAAUUGAGUGCAGGCAGCCGUUGCCGUUGUGGUGGAUCAUCAUCAUCAUCAUCAUCAUCGUUGUCGUCAUCACCAUUGUCAUUGGAAAUGGAGGAGGAAUCCGCGUCGUCGGCUGAAGCAGAUGAAGCAGAUGAUGGUACUUGAGGAGCAGAAAGAGCAGUCUGUCGAAGAGGAACUGAAUCUGAAACAGGAUCAGGAUCAUCAGGAUCAGGAUAAGCAGCGCAUUGUCCUGCGACGCGUUCACGAUGCAGCCAUGUGGAGCUGAGGAUUCGGUUAACCCAAAUUCGUAGAUGUACCACGUAUAUACUAUAUAUAUAUAUGUCCCCCCUACAUAGAUCAUACACACACAACACCACUCACACACACACACACACCAAACACAUCCAAGAGGGUGAAUCGAUUUGCGUGAGGUGCAAAAACCAAUUUAUGAACAAUUCUAACUAAUUUCGCUGUAAAAACUUUCGAGCUAUUAACGUUUUUGCAGCUCUAAGCCUUCAACUAUGCAAAAGGCAUGCGAAAGGAAUUUUUUCAAAGAGUAACCUAUGUUUGUAUUACACAAAUUCAAACUGUUUCGGCUUUAAUAACCAUUUUUUUUUUAAGGAGUAUUAGUUUUGAGUGAUUUAUCAGCUGGUUUUAAAAUAUCUGGUAUUAUCCAAACGAAAAAUAUUUUUUUUAACCAAGUUUAAAACUCUAACCAAUUUGAUUGUAUAAAUUAUAGAUCUAAGAAUUAUUCUGACCUACCCAAAAGAGAAGAGGAGGAAAUUGGGUUCAUUAGGUUUAGCUUUAAAUGAGUAUCAUAAAGUUUCCAAGGCCAAAUUAUUUAGAAUUAUCCAUAGAAGACGACUCUAUCUUACUGUUCUAUUUUAUUUUUGCAACGCAAUCGGGUCGAGCCACCCUAAUAUAUAUAUACACAAUAUAUAUAUAUAUAUAUUACUAAUACAUAGUACACAUACUUAUCCUAUAUGUCCACCAUAUAGAUAAUUUGCUAUCUCUGUUCCGCUCGUGAUGAUCUUAAAACGUGAUCUUAAGUCUAAAUCAAUGUGUAAAAUGUUAAUUUCGCUUUCGUUCGAACCUUUUCUCCCAGUGUGUAAUCUUCCCCAGUUUCGGUUUGUUGUAGUUCUUUAUCUUUUCUCUCGCUCGCUCACUCUGUGUGUCUCUGUCUUUGUUGCUCUCGUGUCCCCACUGUCUCUGUCUCUCUCUAUCUCACUCUCACUCCGAUCUGUUUAUAGGAAUUGUAAACAACAAUUUUAACCCCACUUUUAGUGUAAAAAAAAAGAAGAAAAUCUCAAAUGAACUUGUAACUUGAUGUGAAACACGAAUUGUUUAUUAUAAGUUUUUAUUUUUACAUAUCAUUUACCCUUAUUUAAUAUAAAUCUCAAUUCGAACUUUCCGUAUGGCUCAGCACAUUGAAUUAUCUAUUGUGAGCCCUAAUUUUAGUUGUAUAGUUUUGUAUUUGAUCUCUCGGCUUUAGUUUUUGCAUUCAAAUCGAAAGAAAAUUCAGUUCCUGUGUAAUGGCAAAGAUGACUUGAGAAAUUGUAUUAUAAUUUAAUGGACUAGACAAUCAAUGUGCUGUUUUUAUAUGGAAAGAUGUAUUUUACCAAACAUAUAUAUUUCUAUAUCACUCGAGGAUCCUUCAGUAUUGGCUCCCCAAAAACCGAAUCAAAGGAAAGAAAGUACCUAAGUGAAACCAGCUAAUAUUUCGCUUACCGCUUUUUUUGUUUUUGAUUGACACCUUGUUUUCACUUACCUAAAGCGCAGUAUUUGUUUCAUUUAAUUCGAGAACAACCCGUAUACAUUUUUUCAUAGUUAGUUUGUAAAGUGAUAAGGUAUUUUUUUGAGUUUUUUUAUUAGCAGUUCUAAUGUGCAAUCUCCCCCAUCACCGAACUUUGACCUCUAUCUCACCUUCGCUCGAACACCUUGUGGUUUCCUUAAUUAGUUGCUAAGUACCCAAGAUAAACACACACACCCACACAUACACACACGAAUACAUAAAUCACCCACACGAAUUACGAUUAUGAUUUGCAUUACUAUAUACUAUAGAUAAUCUGUAGCUAAGUGUAAGCCUGAUUUCUGUGUAGUCUCUAAGCUGAAAGAGCAUGCUUUAGCUUUAGCUUUACCCUAACAUACGAAACUGCAUAAGCAUACGAAUAUAUAAUAUAUAUAUAGCCGCUGUACAAUUACUUGAUCUUUAGCAUUAACACUUAAAAACUUUUCAUUUGCAUUUACAUAACGAUUGUUUGUGUAUUCUUUUCGUUUUUCGAAAAUUAAAAAUUAUAUUAAACAAAUAUAUAUAUAGCCAUAAAAAAAUUA